This is a messenger RNA of Amoebophrya sp. A25, 3882 nucleotides long. The record is from the annotation of a GenBank genome assembly. NCBI's taxonomy places the organism in Eukaryota, Dinophyceae, Syndiniales, Amoebophryaceae.
GUCCUACAACGCCUGGCUCACAGGAGUUUUUUAUCACAUAUACUUACUAGCGGUUGGAAAUUUUUGUGCUCUCUUCAACUCGCAACAUAAUUUCUGUAACAACUACACGCAGUUACAGGAGUUUCUCUUUCUGUUUGAUAUUCGCGCAUUAUAGCUAAUCUGUUUGUCUGUCGCUUGAAUUACGUAGCUUACCCAGAAAAAAAAAUGUUGCUGGACAACGUAAGCUUCGGACCGAAUGUCGUGGAGACCGACACCGAGCUUCGAGCCAAGUACUUACAACAACUACUACCUUACUCGAUUAGUACAGAGUAUGAGUACACGAGGACAAGUACAGAAAUAAGAUGAUUACGUUGGUGCUUAGGCAGAUUGCCGAAUUAUAGAUUCGCAUCAUCAUGCUGGUGCUCACAUCAUUACUCCAAAACCAAACACCACCUCCAAGAACAAUCGUAGAACUGGGUUGCGCUUGGGAAACGGUAGUGAGAAGAUCUUCUCUUCUUACCCAAAAAUCACUUCCAGGUACACUUACGAUUCCACGGAAAUCGUCGCCACAACGACCACUGAUGGAGAAACCAAAUACUCCGUCUUACCCAAGCAGGAUAAGUUUAAGGCUUGAGGAAAUACAUCUUCAUGAUCCCAGAGUCAUCUUUGUCCCGUUUCUAAAGGGAAACGGCAACGGGUACCUCCGAGAUGCUUCCCCAACAUCCUGCCGAGAUGAUGCUUCCCCAUCUUCCUGCAAGUUCUAAGAAGUACGAAUUUGUGACGGAUAAACGAGUUCCGAAGAUGGGUGUCAUGCUUGUCGGAUGGGGAGGCAACAAUGGUUCCACAGUAACCGCAGGCAUUAUCGCAAAUAAGAAAGGGAUCACUUGGAGAACGAAGACAGGAGUGCAGAAACCCAACUACUACGGAUCGCUUACUCAAGCGUAAUACUACAUACAGUUACAGGAGUAGUCGUCAUUUUGAUGCUGCACUGAUGCAAGUCCAAAAAUAUCAAAUGAUACAUUUUUCUGAAUCUCUCCAAAGCGUUCUUACAUCCUGACUAGGAUGAAAAUUAAGUACUUCAUCUACCCCUUCAACAUGAUCAUGAUCCCGUUCUCGUUGCUGAUUACGACUAUUCAUGAUCAGUAACUGUUACCAGAAGCUAAAUCUAAAAACAGGUCAACAAUUCGUGUCGGAAACUUCGAGAGCGAAGAGUGCUAUGUGCCUUUUAACAAGCUGUUGCCGAUGGUUCACCCUAACGAUCUAGUGUUGGGCGGCUGGGAUAUUUCUGGGUAUCAAAUUUACGAAUGUCACCAGUCCUUUGUCCGAGUAAGUAAAAGGGUAUCAAAUUUACGAAAGUACUACUUUGUCCGAAUGUCACCAGUCCUUUCUUGUCCGUGGUCAACAACUCCAUUCAGUCACACUCUGCAAUGAAUGAGCUUGUUGAAUUGUAAGUUAGUACACCUCAAAUUAAUAGGAUCAUAAGGAUUGAAAGUAUACAACCUGACCAGGUUAAGCCUCGACCGAGCCAUGGAGCGCGCUGGUGUGCUUGACGUGGACCUGCAGAACAAGGUAGCUCCUUACAUGUCUGAAUUGAAGCCACUUCCAGCAAUUUUCGAUCCCUCCUUCGUUGCAGAGAACCAGCAAGCUCGAGCCACCAACGUGAUGACUGCGAAAUCAAAAGAGGCACAAAUCUUAUGAAGAGCAAAGGAAGAUUCCUGAUCAUAAGUAGACUGAAUAGCCUAAGAAAACUUGAGAAGCCUAUCUAGUACUUCUAUAGUCGAUGCAGCACUUCUAGAAAGUGAAAGAAGUAAGUACAACUUAAUAAGUCUUGCUCUAAUCCCUGCCCAAAUUAGAGAGGACGUCCGAAAAUUCAAAGCUGAUAACGAUUUAGACACAGUUGUGGUCAUGUGGACAGCGAACACGGAGCGAUAUAGCGACGUGGGCCCUCACAACCAGACCCUGGACGCCCUUAUGGCAUCUGUUAGGGCAAAUCAUGCGGAAAUUUCUCCCUCCACUCUUUACGCCAUUGCCUGUAUCGAGGAAGGAGUGCCAUUCAUCAAUGGCUCGCCGCAGAACACAUUCGUGCCCGGUACAACUACGUGUGGAAGUUGAUCGUGGACUUGAUAUUAUAUUGGAGGGACAGCCCCUUGUUCUAUCAUUUCUAAAAGUUCAAGUUACAUACACAUACUUUAAAAGAAGAUCAUGACUCCCACUUUUACUCCAUGGUCAAAUGAUAGAAGCACAACAGGCGUCAUCGAGCUGGCGGAGAAACGAGGUAGCAUGAUCGGUGGUGAUGAUUUUAAAAGCGGUCAAACAAAGAUGAAAAGCGUCUUAACCGAUUUCCUAGUGUCUGCAGGAAUCAAGCCGCGAGCAAUCGUCAGCUACAAUCAUCUUUAAGACGCGUGAUAUUAAUUUUGGGCUUGUAUCAUGAUGUUCGUAGAUACUUUUUAACAAAGUGAUGAAGUCAUGGUUACUAAUUACAACGUCGUCCGGACUAUCCCGCUCUAAUCUUUCGGGAAUAACGACGGCAUGAAUCUGAGCAACCCCCUCUGCUUCAAGAGCAAAGAGAUAUCGAAAUCCGAUGUGGUGAACGACAUGAUCCACAGCAACGAGCUUUUGUAUGACUUGAAAAGAGGCAAGAAGACGGGAGCUGCAGUGCUGUCCUCAUCCAGAAGUCCUCCACUUCACGAGAAAAGUUCAAAAACAACGACUAAAGUAGAAGAAGAGGACAACUACAAGAAUAGGACUCCAGCUACUCGUUCAAGUUCGCGGGAAAGCACACCAGUUAUUCCGAAAACAACAUCUUCAGGCAAUAGCACAAGUGUUCUUGUUUCGCCAGUCACAACAACUUCGGAAGAAGUUGACGACGAAGUAGACUCGGAACCUGAGCAUCCAGACCAUUGUUAAGGCUGUAGCUACUUAAUUCAUCUCCUUGCCUGCAUCCUUGAAACGUACUAUGGGGGAGUAGGAGUACCUUCACAAGGGAACGCAAGAAUACUCUGCCAUAAAUAUUUUUCAAGGAUGCACCAGCUGAAAGAUGAAUUGCGGAGAGCUCUAACGCUGUGUCGUGAUAAAGUACAUUCCGUAUGUCGGAGACUCAAAACGAGCGAUGGACGAGUACUCUUCCGAAAUUUUCCUCGGUGGCGUGAACACGAUCGUCAUGCACAAUACAUGUACUAAUACCACCACCUACACUCAUUAUGAUGAAGCUCGAACUAAUAUUUGAUCUAGCUGUACUGGGACCACUGUAGGUAGUAAUUAUAGCAGGUCAUAAUGUAAUAUCACUGUUCCCAUUAUAUUGCGCUGUGUUUGAGCUUAGUAUUAAACAAAAUCACAUUUUUCACUGCUACGACUACGUAAUCCAUCAAAAACGUUUCUUUCAAAGGUGAGGAUUCUCUAUUGGCUGCACCGCUGAUAUUGGACUUGGUUCUACUGGCCGAGAUGACCAGUCGCAUACGUAUUAAGCGGGAAGGGCAAGACAAGGAGCCGCAGCCUCUGCAUCCAGUGAAUGUGCUGCUGAGCUACCUGACUAAAGUUAUGCCAAUUGGAUUGCUUGAAAAUUAGAAUUUUUUGUAGUAUUUCGUCAUGCUACGUAAACGAAGUGGUCGUGCACUACGCAGCAACUCCACCUAGUACAGUUGAAUGCGAUUUUGACAUCAACUAAUCAAAUAUCUUAUACCCCGUGAGUCUGAGUGGGUACAUCUAUCUAUCUAUCUAACUCCACGAACACAUAAAGAUAAAAGCUCCUCCAUCUCUUUCUCUAAUCUGCCACCUCUCGUCCCGAAGAAGCAUCCUUGCAUCAACGCGCUCGCGAAGCAACGUGCCAUGUUGGAGAACGUGUUUAAGGCCUGCGUCGGAUUGCCUCCAGACAACAACAUGUGGUUGGAGUCCAAGUUCGCCUAA